AUGGAGAAAGCAGUGGUCCUUAUAACUGGGUGCUCUUCGGGCAUCGGCCUGGGACUGGCAGUGAGGCUCGCCUACGACUCCUCGGGGGCCUUUAAAGUGUAUGCCACAAUGAGGGACCUGUCCAAGAAAGAGCGUCUCCUGGAGUGUGUGCGAGGUGGCCAUGAAGACACCCUGAAGAUCCUGCAGAUGGACAUCACAGAUCAGAAGUCAAUUCUGUCAGUCAAGCAGAACAUUGAGGAAGAACGAGUCGAUAUUUUAGUGUGCAAUGCUGGUGUGGGGCUCUUGGGACCCCUGGAGAUCCUCACCCAAGACACAAUGCAACAGAUCCUUAAUGUCAACCUGUUUGGGACAAUCCGCACCAUCCAAGCCUUCCUGCCGGAAAUGAAGGCCCGUCGGUCGGGGAGGAUCAUAGUGACGGGCAGCUUGGGAGGCCUUCAGGGAUUCCCAUUCAAUGACGUCUACUGUGCCAGCAAGUUUGCUGUCGAAGGCCUCUGUGAGAGCUUGGCAAUCCAGCUUCACCACUUCAACAUUCACAUCAGCCUCAUUGAAUGUGGCCCAGUCAACACCAACUUUAUGGCAAACCAGCAGAAGACCAGCCCCAAAGAGAGCGAGCUGCAGAAGAUUGAUGCCAAAACCAAGGCCCUCUACCAGGCCUACAUCCGGCACUGCCAGAGAAUAUUCCAGGAUGACAUGCAGGACACUGAGAAUGUCGUUCAGGUAUUUCUGGAAGCCAUUGCUGCCGAGACCCCCGCCUUGCGCUACUACACCAACACCUCAAUGCCCUUCAACAAGCUCAAGCUGUCUUUCCAGGAUGGAUCCCAGUACAUCAAGGCUGCAAGCAAGUUUCUCUUCCAGGAUGAACAGCUGACAGACCUCUGAACACUCCAGUCACGGAGAGCCCACUCAAACCGAGAGAUUGCGGUUUCCGUCUUGGCAUUUAAUUAUGCUAACUCAAGAAAAAAAAAAAAAAAAACAUUCUAGUUAAAGAUGGCUGGGAAGUUGUUUGAGAACAUUUAAAUAAAAAAGUAAUAAGUUCAGGGCACUGAAAAAAAUGGAACAUGGCGCUACAGUUCCUUUUUGAAAGGCAUCUUGUAAGCCCAGGGUGAGCUCAUCUUGGCUUUGCUUGCUUGAAUUGUAACUUCCACCAUUCAGGUCCAUCUCCCAUUCUGCAUCUCUGCCACUGCUAGCAAGUGGGGAUGCAAGAGCGACGUCCUGGGGAACCAAUGUCAUCACCACCCCGUACUAUUUCCAUUAUAUCCAACUUCCUGGCCAUUUCCGUCCUACUAUCACUUUAUUUAUUUCUUUUUGUGUUGCCCCUUCUAAACUGCAUCAUAUUUUAUCAUUUUAGAUUUUAUCUUUAUAGGUGUAUCUUUUGUAUUCCGUGUUGACCUUGCAUGUUGCACCCACACCAUCAUGACAAAUUCCUAGUACGCAUUAGUGUACCCGGCCAAUAAAGUGAAUUCUGAUUCGGAUUGAACUAACUUCCGCUGCUGCAGAAAAGCUGUCAGCUGAUCACCCAUUACUUGCUCUUUGGAGUAAAAGAAAAAAAAACUUUCUGUACUAAUAAAAAUGACAUUAUUUUUCAGUUUUUGGUAACUUAACCUCCAACAGUUUAGCGCCUACCUUUGUCCCAUUUCAGAAUAUUCACUGGACUUAAAACUGCUUAAGUUUCACUAAAACGGGGGAGUGCUUUAAAACGCUGAUUGGAUGAUAACUGCUAGUAACUGAUUGUCCACUU
Polypterus senegalus (gray bichir) is the source of this 1738-nucleotide messenger RNA. It is a transcript of the gene hsd17b1, whose product is annotated as hydroxysteroid (17-beta) dehydrogenase 1. The record is from RefSeq and is a predicted model, not a curated record. Gene Ontology annotation, cellular component: cytoplasm. Gene Ontology annotation, molecular function: estradiol 17-beta-dehydrogenase [NAD(P)+] activity. Gene Ontology annotation, biological process: estrogen biosynthetic process. Lineage: Eukaryota; Metazoa; Chordata; Cladistia; Polypteriformes; Polypteridae. Bases 1 to 879 code for a protein of 292 amino acids. The transcript has 6 exons.